Messenger RNA from Prosopis cineraria, 1449 nucleotides. RefSeq names its product 2-oxoglutarate-Fe(II) type oxidoreductase hxnY. The record is from RefSeq and is a predicted model, not a curated record. The transcript has 12 exons. Lineage: Eukaryota; Viridiplantae; Streptophyta; Magnoliopsida; Fabales; Fabaceae. The coding region runs from base 252 to 1184 and encodes 310 amino acids.
AGAGGUGGGGAUGGUUCUAGAGGUUGAAAUAACGUGACCAGGUGAGGAACUCCUGUGGGUGGGAAUAACUCGCCAUUGCUUCGUGACCUUUAUGCCUGACUUAGACCUUAAUUGUGGCCGAUAAUCCAUAUAGUGACAGCUCGAUGGUUGAAUUAAUUCUCUAGUUUGGGAGUCUUGAAUUCUCUAGUUCUUCUGAAGGAUUUCCGAAUCGGCGCCGAGGAAUAAUCAGAAGCAACGCAGGGAGGGAGGAGAUGUCGCCGGCAGCCCUGUGUCUCCCUAUCAUAGACCUGUCCUCAUCUGAUCGUCUCUCCACCGCCAAUUUGAUCCGCCAGGCAUGCACUGAGUAUGGUUUUUUCUACCUAAUGAACCACGGAGUGGAGAAAGAGUUGCUUCAAAAAGUGUUUGAGGAGAGUAGAAACUUCUUCUUACUUCCACUGGAAGAGAAAAUGAAAUAUUCCCGCAAGCAACAUAGAGGUUAUACUCCUUUAUAUGCUGAGAAACUGGAUCCAACUCUAGGCAUCUCCAAAGGUGAUGCAAAAGAGAGCUUUUACAUUGGUCCUGUAGCAGAUCAUGCAAGUAGUCACAUGAAUGAAUGGCCUUCAGAAGAAGUACUUAAAAAUUGGAGACCUACAAUGGAAUCCCUAUAUCAGAAGCUUCUCGUGGCUGGAAGACAGUUGCUAUCUUUAGUGGCCCUGUCCUUGAAUCUGGAUGAAGAUUUCUUCGAGAAAAUUGGGGCCUUAAACAACCCAGCAGCUUUUCUUCGCCUUUUGCAUUAUCCAGGUGAAGUGGUACCCCAUGAAGAGAUAUACGGUGCCUCAGCUCACUCAGAUUAUGGUAUGGUAACCCUUUUAGUGACGGAUGGUGUACAAGGACUUCAGAUUUGCAAGGAAAAGUCCAAGCAACCCCAAGUCUGGGAGGAUGUGUCUCACAUUGAGGGGGCCUUUAUUGUGAACAUUGGGGACAUGAUGGAGAGGUGGACUAAUUGUUUGUACCGGUCAACAUUGCACAGGGUUAUGCCGGCAGGAAAAGAGCGCUAUUCCGUGGCUUUCUUUAUAGACCCAAAUCCAGACUGUGUGGUGGAAUGCCUUGAGAGCUGCUGCAGUGAAUCAUCUCCCUCCAGAUUUCCUCCAAUCCGCAGUGGAGACUACUUAAACGAGCGCCUCAGGCUCACAUAUGGAUCAUAGCUUUCUAAAAUUCUAAGAGCUAUCGAGCUGCAAGUGCGAAAUUAUGAAGUUAAGCUCACUAGAAGACUUCCGCUUCAAUUAUGGGUUUGAAAAGAAAUUUUUAGCUAAGCUAUAUAUAAAAAAACAUUCAAUAUUUACAAUAGUUUUUAACUAAAGUUGACAUUAUAAGAACCCUCAUCACUUGAACAAAUAGUUAAGAGUUUGAAUUUUAACCUUUAUGGAUGUAAAAAUUUAAUUGAAAGAAGUCUACCAUUAGUCCUCAUUA